AUGAACGCCGCUAUCAAGUUCAUUUCAGGGUGGGUGGGUGGGAAGUUGUAUGAUGAGAAGUUCAUCUUGACUCCACUCAAAGUGGGGCAAUCCUCACUAAUGAGUGGUGUGGAGCGUGAGUUGGAUGUGGCCUUAAGUUUGGGCAGCAUCCACGCUUAUCCGAAGCAGCCAUGGGAAUCGAACAUCUUCUUGAGGCAAGUGUUUGGCGAUCCGACGCACUUAUCGUCUCCUGCUUUGCCCUCCUUGCGUAGCCUUGUUGUGCCUCCUCCUAGCAAACGUGCAAAGAUUGAAUCAUUGCCGGUGUGUCAGAAGAAGAUUGUGGUUCCUGAUGCUGUGUAUGACCAGACACAGCAGCACGCGGACGCAGAGAGAGCUUCUGCACUGAUGAAAUGGUGUGACAUCUUUAUGUUAGAUCCUGAGGCUACUCCACCGGGAAAAAUGCUCUUGCGAUGUGCAGGUUCAGGUGAGUCAGCCAUGCGAGUCAUGGAGGACCUCUUUAGGAAGAAGGCCACUUCGACAAUCAAGCAAAGAGUUGGAUCCUUGGGACUUUUCCUGGCAUGGUUCAAAGUGCAGAAGCCCAGUGACCCCUUCUUCCCCAUUGAUGAAGAAGCUCUUUAUGAAUAUGCGUGCGACUGCAGGGAUCAUGGUAAGAGUGCUUCGCGUGUGGAGACUUUGCUGGGGACCUUGAAAUAUGUUGGAAAUGUUUUUCAGUUUCCAGGUGCUCUGGAGGCUGCUGCGUCUCCCAGAGUUGAAGGAGCAAGUCACGGCUUGUUCUUGACCAAAGCACCUCGAGCUAGGGCAAAGGAGUUGAGCCCGUCUAUGCUAUGCUGGCUUGAAGUAGCAUGCUUCGCCUUGCCCAGCACUUUCGACCGAGUGGUGGCAGGGCUUUGUAUGUUGUGUGCUAUGGGCAGAAUGAGGGCAUCCGACGCUAAUAGGCUUCGGCAUGCAUCCUUGAUCGGCCGCUACUAUGAAGGUGCCUUGAGCCGGACUAAGACGGCAAAGAGCAAGGAGAAAGCGACAUCCUUCUUGCCACUAGUCUGCCCUGCCUUUGGCCUCUUAGGCAGGAACUGGCUGCACGAAUUCCUGCUGUCCCGAAGUGAGCUGGGCUUGGAUGAGGUACCAAGCUUGGCAUCGAGGUCCAAUGAUGUCGGCUAUGUGCUGGUGCCGGGUGCUUCGUCUUUCGAAACAGGUGACAACCUCCCCAUGAAGUCGUCGGAGCUGUCGGACCGCUUGAGGGCUAUCUUGGGCCUGGGCUUCAGUCAGCAAGAUAUAGAGGGAAUCAGUAGUCACUCGCUGAAAGCCACUCUUCUUUCCUACAUGAAUGUCUGGGGAAGUACCUUCGAAGUGAAUGAGAUUUUAGGGUUCCAUGUCAACAAGGAGCAUGGUUCAGCCCUAAAUUAUACCAGAGACGCGUUGAGUCAUCCCAUCCGGCAACUGGUGUGCAUGUUGGCAGACGUUCAUGAUGGCCGCUUUGUUCCUGAUGCCCCUCGUGAUCAUGUGUUUCCACAGGCCGAUAUGAUUCUGCCAAUGAACCAAGUGUUCGAGCAGCAUGUUGGGAACUCAGUGCCUGAAGUGGCAAGGAUCAUGAUGGGAGACAGGACGCGCUUCACUGUAGAGGAAGAUGCAAAGGCAAAUGACAGGCUUGGCAGGAUGUUGGUAUUAGCAGGCAUACCCAGGACAGGGCUAGUGGAGCAUCUCAGCUCGACUGAAGAGUAUGCCCUGUACCACCCCUCUGUGGGAGUCUGGAACGAAGAAACCCAGGCUGCAAGCAAAGCACAGACCAUUGACAGCUCCAGCUCCUCUAGUGAGGAAUCGGAUAGUUCAAGUGGCUCCUCAAGCGAGGAAGAAGAGCAAAGUCACGCUCUUUUAGCCUCAGUCACUGAGGCUCUCAAGCGCGCCGGGAAGUCCGGGGAAGAAGUGCGCAGAGAGAAGCAGGACCGUAGUGAACAGGUGAGGGGCAACAAAGCUGUCAAGCAGGAUCGUGCUGCCAGCAUCGGAGUGACUGCAGCUGAGCUUGCGAGACUUGAGGUGCUCAACCUGGACACCUUUGGGAAGCUGGCAUAUGGAUGCAGCUAUGUGCCAGGACAGGCGGACGACCAGCCGCUUCUGACGCUUAUAGAGAGAGUGUGUGAAGCUGCGCCACCCCCAGAGGACCGUGUGCCAGUCAUUAGACGCCUUUUCUUCGAGAGCUACACAUUGGCCAAUGCAGACUUGAGGUCGAGAGUAGAUCGCAAGGAUGAUGAGCAACCUCGAAAACUUGCUCAAGCAGAGCGUGCAGCAAGGCACAAGGACCAGCAGGUUCGUCUUGCUGGGCUGGAGCUGGUGGGGGAGUUAGAACCCUCACACUCCCUGGUAGAUUUGGUAUUCCAUAUGCUGGAAGAAAACCAAUUGCGGUACAUCAGGUGGGAACAGUGCACAAAACGAGAUCAAGAGCUUCUUGGAAUUCGCCAUGACCCUCUGUGGAAACCUGGUGCAGAUGGAGUUGUGCGAGAGGUCAGACAGAAGGAAGAAGCCCUUGCAGACACCAGUUCUGACUUGCACUUGAAGUACUGUUUGCAGCGCAGGAGUCUGGCUUUGGAUCAGGCUAGGAUCAUCGACUAUGAGAAAAUGGAGCGUUGGUCCAGGACUAUGCUGGAAGCUUACUCAGCACUUCCAAUCGAUGGCUACAAGAAGGUCAGUCUGGAUCAAAUCCAAAGGGCAGAUUUGGAACUCUUCAAAUUCCUCAUGAAGCACAGCAGGGAAGGAAUCCGUCCCAGUGGUGGUGUGGCCCCCCUUGAAGCUAUCCUGGAUCGUGCAAUCACUUCAGCGGAAAUUCGACUGCGCCUUGCUCCGUUGCCAGCAGGGUCAGGCAGUGGCAUCAAGCGAAAGCAUGAUGACUUGGAACCGGAGACCGCCAACAAAGCCAAGCACUCGCCGGAUGACAUUGCCAAGUUGAAACGCACCAUCGAGAACCUCACUGGGCAAGUUCGCAAUUUGAAAAGUCGUGGAUCGUCGAAACAGCCACCAACAGGCAAGGGAAACAAAGGCCUGGGUCGUGGAAGCAAAGGCAUGAUGGGUCGCUCUUACAAGUCUACGGUGAAAAUGCCCCCAGAGCUUGUUGGGCAGUCUCUCAUGACAGAUCAGGGAGAGCCUAUUUGCUACAGCUACAAUUUGGAUGGCUGUAACGAGGCGGCCCCUGGACAGCGCUGCCCAAAAGGAUGGCACCUGUGCACUCGUCCUGGAUGUCAGGCAGUGCACUCUCAGCGCAAUCACAAGUGA
This is a messenger RNA of Cladocopium goreaui, 3258 nucleotides long. Lineage: Eukaryota; Dinophyceae; Suessiales; Symbiodiniaceae. The record is from the annotation of a GenBank genome assembly.